Oenanthe melanoleuca is the source of this 7957-nucleotide messenger RNA. It is a transcript of the gene MCF2, whose product is annotated as MCF.2 cell line derived transforming sequence. The transcript is spliced from 30 exons. The record is from RefSeq and is a predicted model, not a curated record. The coding region runs from base 53 to 3436 and encodes 1127 amino acids. Lineage: Eukaryota; Metazoa; Chordata; Aves; Passeriformes; Muscicapidae. Gene Ontology annotation, molecular function: guanyl-nucleotide exchange factor activity; protein binding. Gene Ontology annotation, biological process: intracellular signal transduction; dendrite development. Gene Ontology annotation, cellular component: cytoplasm.
GCGGGCCCGGGGCUCGGAGCGGGCGCUGCCGGCGGGGAGCGCUGCCAGCGGCAUGGCCCUGGCCCCGGCCCCGGCCCCGGGCGGGCCCCCGCCGGGCGGCACCUCGGCCGGGGACAUGGAGCGCUAUUACCGCCUGCUCCGCUCCGCCGCGCUGCUGGAAGCCGCCGCCGAAACUGCAAUACCCAUGUGUGCAAAGGACAUCAGUGAAGAUCUGAUGAAGGAGUUUGCUUUUCUGUCUGGGGGAAGAGGGAAGGACAAGGCUUGGAUAAUCACCCUCCCUGACAAUGCUGGCUUCAACGAGGUGCCUGAGGAGAAGGUGUCCAAAGUGCUGACCUACCUGACCUCAGUCCCAAGUCAACACGAGUCUGACACUAAAUUUAUCCUGAUCCUGGAUAGGAGACUGGACACAUGGACAUCAGUCAAAACGACUCUCCAAAAGAUAGCAGCCUCCUUCCCAGGGAACCUGCACCUGGUGAUGGUUCUGCGCCCCACGGGCUUCCUGCAGCGCACCUUCACCGACAUCGGCUUCCGCUUCAGCCAGCAGGACUUCCUGCUCAAGCUGCCGGUGGUCAUGCUGAGCUCGGUGAGUGACCUGCUGACCUACAUCGACGAGCAGCAGCUGACCCCAGAGCUGGGGGGCUCCCUGGAGUACUGCCACAGCCAGUGGGUGGUCUUCAGGACGGCCAUUGAGAGCUUUGCUCUGACAGUGAAGGAGAUUGCCCAGCUGCUGCAGUGCUUUGGCACCGAGCUGGCAGAGACUGAGCUGCCCGAGGACAUGAACUCCAUCGAGCACAUCCUGGCCCUGCGCACCCAGAGGUACUGCCAGCUCAAGGAGGAGAUCACAGCAGUCACAAAGGAGGGAAAGCUGCUUCUGAGCAGCUUUGAAGAGCCUGGCUCUGGGGAGUGCAGUGAGGAGCAGCAGCAGGAGAGGCCUGGGGACUGGGAGACUGUGAACAGGUUGCUUGGUCAGCUGCAUGAGAUGGAGACUGCCUUUGAUGGCUUCUGGGAGAAACACCAAUUAAAAAUGGAGCAAUAUCUGCAACUCUGGAAGUUUGAGCAGAGUUUUCAAGAGGUGAAGAAUGCCAUUGAGUUUUUAAUGGGCCAGCAGGCAGAGCUGCCUGACACUGGUGACAGCAUCCCCCAGGUGAAGCAGAGGCUCAAGGACUUGGAGCAUUUCCAUGGCUUGGCUCAGGAGCUGAUAGGCAAGGCUCAGGUGGUGAUCCUGCACGGGCACCAGCUGGCAGCCAACCACCACUACGCCCUGAACCUGAUCUGCCAGCAGUGCAACGAGCUGCGGCACCACGGCGACCUGCUGGCCGAGGGGCUGGGCGGCAAACGGGCUCAGCUGGAGGGCACGCUGGAGCUGCACACCCGCCUGCAGCAGGCUCUGCAGUGCUGUGAUGAAGGUGCCUACCUGCUUGCCAACCAGCAGAUGGACAAGUGCCAGUCUAAGGAAGGUGCUCAGAAAGCUCUCCAGGACAUAGAGAAAUUUCUUGAAAGCUCUUCAGCCUACUUGAACUGUGACCCCCAAGCCCUAUACUAUGAUUUUGAGUCAGUCUUAACACCUGAGUUGAAGUGCCAGGUGCAGGCCGUGCAGCUGAAGCUGGACAACGUCCGCAGCCUGUUCCAGAGCCGCCGCUCCUGCUUCAGGAGGCUGCUGGACAAACACGUCCGGCCCGUCCAGCUGGUGGCUCCUCGCCCAGAGACCCCUCCCAGAUCCAAGUCACCCUUGUUCUCUCCUAAACAUGGUGUAGAUUUUAAUUCCAGUUUGAAAUUUUCAUUUGAUCUCUCUCUCCCUGGGAAGAAAACUUCAAGAAAAACUCCAAGUUCUCGCAAGAUUGAAGUCAUGCACGACUACCAGGAGAAGAGGAAUUCCCUGCAGUAUUUUAUUUCAGACAGUGAUGACAGCUUAGAGAUACUGAAAGGCCAUGUGAUAAAUGAGCUCAUAGAGACAGAGAGGGUGUAUGUGGAGGAGCUCUUCACUGUUUUGACGGGCUACAGAGCUGAGAUGGACAAUCCUGCCAUGCUGAUCCUGCUGCCCCCCGUGCUGAGGACCAGGAAGGAUGUUCUCUUUGGGAACAUGCCCGAGAUCUACGAGUUCCACAACAAAAUUUUCCUGCACAGUUUGGAGAACUGCCUGGGAGCACCUGAGAGAGUGGGAUGUUGUUUCCUGGACAGGAGGGAGGAUUUCCAGAUGUAUGAGAAGUACUGCCAGAACAAACCCCGCUCUGAGUCCCUGUGGAGGCAGUGCUCCGAGAGCUCCUUCUUCCAGGAAUGCCAAAGAAAAUUGGAGCACAAGCUGGGGCUGGACUCCUAUCUGCUGAAGCCAGUGCAGCGCCUGACAAAGUACCAGCUGCUGCUGAAGGAGCUGCUGAAGUACAGCACGAGCUGUGAUGGGGUUCAGGAGCUGCAAGAGGCUCUGGUUGCAAUGCUGGAUUUGCUGAAGUCAGUCAAUGACUCCAUGCAUCAGAUUUCAAUCACAGGAUAUGAUGGUGACCUGAGCGAGCUGGGGAAGGUGUUGAUGCAGGGAUCCUUCAGUGUUUGGACAGGACACAGAAAAGGGCCAACAAAAAUGAAGGAUCUGGCCAGGUUCAAGCCCAUGCAGAGGCACCUGUUCCUGUAUGAGAAAGCCUUGGUCUUCUGCAAGAAGAGAGAGGAGCACGGGGAUGGAUAUGACAAAACCUCAUCUUACAGCUUCAAGCACUUCCUGAAAAUGAGUGCAGUUGGAAUAACUGAGAAUGUGAAAGGAGAUCAUCGGAAAUUCGAGAUCUGGUACAGUGGCAGAGAAGAGGUGUACGUGGUGCAGGCCCAAACAGUAGAUCUGAAGAUGGCAUGGUUGAAUGAAAUUAGAAAAAUUUUGUUCAAGCAGCAAGAGCUUAUAAAAGCAGUGGAGAAGCAGCAGCCUGGCUCGUGCUCGGAGCAGCCCCUGCUCUCCUCCCAGCUGGGUGACAGGAAGCAGCAGAGAGCCUCCAUCAGCUCGGAGGAGAACGACUCGGAGCGCACCAGCCCGGUGCUCGACAUGGGGCUGCUGUCCCCCCAGAGCAAAGCCCACAGAGGCUGGCCAGGAAUGUCCCAGUCGCUGGAGAUCUGCGAGGGGCUGGAGGAGUGGUCGGGGCAGCAGUACCUGUCCAACUGCUCGGACACCGAGGAGGAGGAGGGCAACCAGCUGUCUCCAGGAAAGUACAAAGCCCUUGCAGACUGCAAGAGGAGAGGAUCAGAGGAGCUGCUGGUGAAAAACGGGGAUGAAAUUCAGCUCGUGCAUGAGGACGGUGAGGGACAGUGGUUGGUGAAAAACCUGAACAGAAGAAAAGAAGGCUGGGUCCCUGUGCACAGUCUGCAGAUUGUAGUCGGUGACUGCAGGUUUCGGAAUGCCAAAGUUGCAGAUUUCAUUGCAAGAGCACUGGGUAGAAGACUGGGGAGAAGAGAUGGAGUCUGACCAGGGAUUCCUGUGACUGUUCUCCUCCCUGCUGUAGUUCAAGGCCCGUGUGAACAGCAGGUACCUAAAAAUCUGCUCCUGCUGCCAGAGACGUGGUGGCCUGACCCAGCUCUGUAAAGGCAAUACUUCCUCCCUGCUGCCUCACUGCUGCCCUCACUGCUGCCUCACUGCUGGGUAACCCAUCCUUAGAUCAAGUUUAUCAUGAGCAGGUUACCAGGUUUCAGCCAAAGGCUUAGAGUCUCCAAGCCCAUAUUUCUCAUUUUCUAGCUGUAACUGUACAUAGGAACAGGGAAACAUAGGAGAUGACACAAGAAAAUGCCUUAAGAGCAGCCUGUUGCCCUUGCCAUGCCUGCAGUGUCACUGCUCCAUGUGUGCCUCAUCACCAUGCUGUCCUCUGCAAGUGGGAGACCAGGGUUGGAAUGGAACAGCUCAGGAAGCCCACAUAGGCUCAGUCCAUAAAACAAUAAAAAUGCUACUUAUGACUGCAUGAAGCAAAUUUUGCAAGGAGGUUUCUCUUUAAACACUUCUUUCUGUCACAAUCUAUUAUUUUGAUGAAUGUGAAGGAAGCCAUCUGAAAGGCAUAAAAUUCUUGAUGGUUUUUGGUACAUUUCAGUGAAAUCCUUGCUAUAGAGGAAGGUUUUUUAUCCCCUUUGUUGCAGGGCAGUCAAAUCUCACAGGUUGAGGGUUUGCUGAUUUUCUGUCAGGGGUGGUUUUUGAUAACCAGUGUUCAGGGUUUACUGGCACCCUGUUUCCAAGAUGCAGUUAUGGCUCCCUUGAUCUUCUCUCCAUGUGGAGCUUCCCCAGCCCCUCUGCAGAAGGGUUUCCAGCUGGGAAUGCAUCUCAAAAAAAGGGUGCUGGGCAACUUUGAACCCUGGUUUGCAUUGUCGGUGGUCAUGUCCCCAAAAUCCUGGAGACUGUCAGCUCCAGGCUGGUUUAUAAAGUUGCUGAGUACAAGCUUAGGGGAAUUGCAUGUGGUGAAAGUGCCAGCUGAGAGUGGCACAGCCCUGCCAGGCACUGCAGAGCUGUGCCCAGGGCUGGGAGCACUGAGGCUCUGCUGUUCUGAUCAUGCCUGCAGUCCUCAGGCAGGAUUCUCAUCUUACCCACACUCCAGGAAAUCUUGUAGGAUGUUCUGUGCUGUUUCCUGGAGCUUUUCAGCCAUGUGUCCUUGCAGCCAGAAGCAACUUGCACUCUGAAAAUUCAUUUUUCUGCAGUCCUUCUGCACUCAGCAGUUCUGUCACCCUGGGGCUGGUGGCUUCACCCUGCAGGUGACACUGCAGCACUGGCUCCUCAGGGAUGCUCUGGGCUGGGCUUUCCUGCUGCUGCAGAAGAUGGAGCUCUUGCUCCAGAGUAGCAGAGGGAGAAUUGGGCAGGAGGGAGCAGCAGAGCUCUCUAGGAUUGUGAGCUGCUUGUGCUGAAAUGCUGUUUGCAUGUUAGCCAUGUCAACCCCACUCACCUUGUGGGGUCCCCAAGAGCUUGGAGAGGGUUGGAGUCACUUCAGUGCUGGGGGAGAGGCAGCUCUGGCCUUUUGUGGGGGCACUGCCUGUCUCAUUGCUCAGCUCCAGGGUCCCCUGAUUAAAACUCUGUGUCCAAUCACAGAAUUGCAGAGCAGAAUUAAUACAAAUCUGGGGCUUGGGAAUCUUUUCAGGGCAAAACCUUUAUCUGAAUAGAAUAAAUAAUUCCCUUACCUUCACACUUUUCCUUGGCUUUGUGCUGUGGCUGAUACCUGCAUGCCUACAGGCUGUUCCUCUCCCCUCCUGCUAAUUAAUCAUUCCAGUGUGGAGCCAAUGCAAAUCAAAAUGAAGUUACAGGGAUCUUUUUGCUGUCCAUUUUAAGUUAGCAGAGGGGUGUUUAAGUGCUUCACUCCCCAGCCAUUCCAGCUUUGCAAAUCCACACUCCUGUAAAUCUUGGCCUGGAUAUAAGCCAUGAGAUUCUCUGGGAGGAAGGUGGCUGGCCUGGAGAUCAUUUUGAAAAUGAAUUUUCCUUCUGGUGUGCCUCUAGCUGUAAGUUCUGACAUUAGUCCUUGCUGCUUUCUUCCAAACAGAUUUAUUCUCUCUGCUCUGCAAACCCAUGGUGGAUUUUUGUCAUGUGCAUGAAGGCACAGUUUUGUAUUGCAGGUGGUAACAGGCAGAGUUCAAAAUGAAAAAUAUUUGGGGAGAGCUGUGCUCAGAAAGAGCAAUGCUCAGAGUGUAACUGCUGCUGAGGCUUUUGUCCUGUCCCAGUUUCCAGCUGCACACAGCUGUUUGCAGUGUGAGUUUCCAGCUGCACACAGCUGUUUGCAGUGUGAGUUUCCAGCUGCACACAGCUGUUUGCCCUGUCCCUGUUUCCAGCUGCACACAGCUGUUUGCAGUGUCAGUUUCCAGCUGCACACAGCUGUUUGCAGUGUGAGUUUCCAGCUGCACACAGCUGUUUGCAGUGUGAGUUUCCAGCUGCACACAGCUGUUUGCCCUGUCCCUGUUUCCAGCUGCACACAGCUGUUUGCAGUGUCAGUUUCCAGCUGCACACAGCUGUUUGCCCUGCCCCUCAGCACUUCAGUGACUGCAGCCACAGGCUGAUGUGUCUGUGCAGGGUCCCUUAGGGCACUGCUGGUUUUUUUUGGCCUCUGAAGCAUUCAGCAGGGUCUCUCCUAGGACCUGAACAGCUCUGAGAAAAGCAGAAACCAUUGCCAGCCUGACAAAAUCAGGAGCCUAGAGAAGGCACCAGCUGGCCUUGCUGUGCUAAUGGAGUGAGAGAUGAUGGAAAUGAGUCAAACCCUGUGGUCCUGCCUUAGUCAAGGCUCUCACUGAAGCCAGUGGGAGUUCAGCUUUUAGGGAGAAAUGCAGGAGAGCAUUCAUUUUUAUUUUGUUAUACAAAAGUUACUUGAUUACAGGGAACAAUGUAUUUCUUGGAAUAAGAUCUUUAAUAUUAACAUCAUUCUCCAUUACUUUAUAGAUGCUGCCCUGUGUAACACGAGAAAGUUUAGUUCCCCUUGAGUUAAGGGUGAACUGGUAGCAUCCUCUUUUCGAUGCUCUCUGGAACUUUCAGCUCAGUGUUACAGAGAACUAGCACACUAGCUGGAGUUGUCCUGUACAAUUCAUCACAUUCCCAGACCUCCACAGCUCCAUCUGCUCUGAGUGGGACCGGGGUCCUAAGCAGCUUCUCAUGCUCAUAAAGGAAGCCAUUCUCCGCUCUUUGUUUCUUUUUGCCUGUGGAAAUUAUGGUAUUUUAUUGAUUUUUUUCCUGCUGUUUUUCCAUGACAUACAUCAUGUUUCAUCAGAGAAGUGCACUACAGUUUCCUGACACUUUGUUUAGAUGCUUGAAAUUUCCUCUACAGGUUGAAGUAGGUUUUGCCUACUUAUUAGCUGACAACUGUUGAAGUUGCAAACAAGAGUUGAGUUUUGGUAAACCAAAAAGAAAAAAAACCCAACCAAACAAAGAAGCUGUUAUGUCCUGCUUAAUUGAUUUUAUGGGUGGAUUUUUCUCAAGUAUCUGCUUCAGCUAUGUGAAUGUAAUGUUCUGUAAGAGCAUCAUCUGGCUGACUCACAUGUGAGGAUGCAAUAACACUAAAGAUCCUCUCUUUGCACUUAGGGCCUGACUCCAGCCCACUGCAGCCUCCUGAUUUCAGUGAGGUCUGGAUCAGGUCAAACUGACAACUCAGGGUUGUCACCAAUCACUUUAGGGUCCCAAAGUGUCCCAGGGCUGAACCUGUAUCUAGCAAGUGUUGAAGUUUACAUUCAUGUAUGUACUUUUGGAACACGUGCCAUAAAUCCAAGCUAAAUGUCCAUGUUUGCACUAAGGGUGUUCUUGUGAUAAGACUUUUUCAGCAUCUUUAACAACAAUGUAUCUAUUGAAUUUUUGGGAAAGGAAGAAGAUUGAAGACUCAUAGUUUAAUUUUGUGUUUCUUUGCCUAGAUUUGCUUUUGUAGAACAUAGGUAGGUACAGGUGGUUUGAACUUUUAACAGGUGUGUGCAAAGAGCAGCUGAGUGUGUGAAGCAGGGCUCAUGGUGUGCAUGCAGUAGUGAAUUUGCUCUGCCCCAGCCAAAUGAGAUGUUUAUGCCAUGGACUAAAGGGGGACCUUUAUGAUCUGAGUUUUAUUUGUGAACAGCCCUUAGGCACAGCCCCAAGUUCAGUUAAAACAUCCUGGUUUGUGUUGUGGCUGUUUCUGUGUGGAGGAGCUGUGGAAUUGUGGAGCUGCUCCCUGGCUGUGCUUGCCUGGGGGUUCCCAGCCCACAGUGGCCAUUGCUCCACUCUGGGUCUCCAGUUUUGGGGUGACCCUUGUGACCCUCAGGGCUGGGCAAAGCCAGGAGCCAGCAGAUCCUUCAGCCAGGGCAGUCAGUGCAGAGGUGUCCAGCCACUGAAGGUUCUUAUCUAUUUUAAAUCAAUCACAGUGCACUAAUUAGCUGGGAGAGUAGGAGUGUCCUAGGUUCCUGUUGGGGCUGUUUGUGGUGGUAACAGUUCUUGUGGUAACAAUGCACAUUUUGAGGUACAACUGUAAAUAUUUGUCUGAAACAUAGCACACAUUGCAUAUUAAAUGAUUUUAAUCUU